Hyaena hyaena (striped hyena) is the source of this 3342-nucleotide messenger RNA. RefSeq names its product ADP ribosylation factor like GTPase 13B (gene ARL13B). Gene Ontology annotation, molecular function: GTPase activity; GTP binding. Gene Ontology annotation, biological process: non-motile cilium assembly; receptor localization to non-motile cilium. The coding region runs from base 277 to 1569 and encodes 430 amino acids. Gene Ontology annotation, cellular component: ciliary membrane; motile cilium; non-motile cilium. Lineage: Eukaryota; Metazoa; Chordata; Mammalia; Carnivora; Hyaenidae. The transcript has 10 exons. The record is from RefSeq and is a predicted model, not a curated record.
GGGGUUUUCACUGGCCGGGCUCCGCUAACCCUACUGGGGUCUGUGUCUCUGUGCCUGUGGGCCCGGUGGUACCUGGGCGAGGAGGCCGUUGUUCGCUCGCGGGCCGGCGCGGUUACCAGGGCUGAGCGCUGGGACUGACCACCCCCACCUCCCUCCCGACUUCUCCGCCUCAGAGGUGCCUCGGAGCGGCUGCGGCCCCGGGACUCGGCCCGGGGCAACGAGGGGCCCUUCCUCGCUCGGGGCUCGGAUGGGAGGCGUUGGGAGCAGCGGCCUGGGAUGUUCAGUCUGAUGGCCAAUUGCUGCAGCUGGUUCAAGCGGUGGCGGGAGCCGGUCAGAAAGGUGACUCUUGUGAUGGUGGGACUUGAUAAUGCUGGUAAAACGGCAACAGCAAAGGGAAUCCAAGGAGAGUAUCCUGAAGAUGUAGCUCCUACUGUUGGAUUUUCUAAAAUUGACCUUAGACAAGGAAAAUUUGAAGUCACCAUCUUUGACUUGGGAGGUGGAAAAAGGAUUCGGGGAAUCUGGAAGAAUUACUAUGCUGAAUCCUAUGGGGUAAUAUUUGUUGUGGAUUCCAGUGAUGAAGAGAGAAUGGAAGAGACAAAAGAAACCAUGUCAGAAGUACUAAGACAUCCUAGGAUAUCGGGAAAGCCUAUACUGGUGUUGGCAAAUAAACAGGACAAGGAAGGGGCAUUAGGAGAAGCUGAUGUGAUUGAAUGCCUGUCUCUGGAAAAAUUGGUCAAUGAACACAAGUGCCUAUGUCAAAUAGAACCUUGUUCAGCAGUCUUGGGAUAUGGAAAGAAAAUUGACAAGUCCAUUAAAAAAGGCCUUUACUGGCUACUACAUAUCAUAGCAAGAGACUUUGAUGCCUUAAAUGAACGCAUCCAAAGAGACACAACAGAACAACGUGCUCUUGAAGAACAAGAGAAACGAGAGAGGGCUGAACGAGUGCGGAAAUUACGAGAAGAAAGAGAACAAAGAGAAAGAGAGCAGGCGGAACUCAAUGGAACCAGCAGCCUGGCUGAGUUGGACUCCGAACCAAUUAUUGUUAAUCCUUUCCAGCCAAUCGCGUCUGUCAUCCUUGAGAAUGAAAGAAAACUUGAAAAAGAGAAAAAGAGACACAGUAUGGAGAAAGACAGUGAUGGCCUGCCCCCAAAACUUAAAAUGGAGAAUGAGCAAAUAGAGACACAGAGCCAGAUCAGUGACAACAGCCAAAAAAACAAUGAGCUUGGAAUAGUUGAAAAUUAUAAAGAGGCAUUAACACAGCAGUUGGAGAAUGAAGAUGAUAUAGACCAGCGAUCAUCAGAAUCAGAUAACAGUAAAAAGAAAACUAAGAAACUAAGAAUAAAAAGGAGUCACCGUGUGGAACCUGUUAAUACAGAUGACUCUGCUCCUAAGAGUCCCACACCACCCCCUCCACCUCCUCCUGUUGGCUGGGGAACCCCCAAAGUCACUAGACUUCCAAAACUUGAGCCUCUUGGUGAAACACGUCAUAAUGAUUUCUAUGGGAAGCCACUGCCUCCCCUGACUGCGCGACAGAGACCUAACAGUGAUGCUCAUGAUGUGGCUUCGUGACCCAGUCAUGGGGAUGAGCUUUUUAAAGAUCUGCAAGAUGAACUAGAAGACCUUACUUCUCAAAGAAGAAAAACCCUAAGCGUUGAUGACUGGGAUGACUGGGGCAAGAUAACCAUAGUGAUUUCAGUGAGAUAAAUAGCCAAAGACCUGACAGAUAGGACAAUUACCCAUGUUAUUCAUGGUUGUAAAAAAAAAAAAAAAAAAAAAAAGGAAGCAAAAUGACCAGUAGACGGGAUGAGCAUUUGAAUCAAGUUAGCAGGAGUUACUGUUGACUCUGGUUUUUACAGUCCUACUCCUGGGCAUAUUCCUGAAGGAAAACCUCUUCAGAAAAAGAGCCAAUGGACUCUACACACUUUCUUUACUGUUUGUUUAAUAGUCUUUAUUACUGUAUCUUAAACACAUUUUUUUUGUAAGAUACAUGUGCAUGGAAGGGGAACUCUUGGGAAUUUAUAACCUAAGUUUUUAACUUUUUAUAUUUUUCUAAAACAUAAUUUUAAUUACUAUGAUAUUGCACUUUUCUAUAGAUGCUUUGUUUAAAUUGUGUCUGGAAAUGGAGUUGAUUUACUUGACAAACAUAAACUCCACAAACAACAUAUUUAUAUGGUUUCAGAUAUAUUUCAUAAUAGUAUUAUUCUUGAAGUAUACAUCCUAAUUUUACCCAAUUUUAAAAUAAUACCUUUUAAAAAUAGAUUCUUAGAUCUUUAUUCUACCAAAUUAUAUUAUUUGAAAACACUACCCAAGGAGAGUUCAAUUUUUUUGUCAGUUCCUUUUUUUGGUAAUGAUCACAAUAAAUAAAAAAGAGACUUGAAAUAUGUUUUUGACCUAAGUGCUUUUUAAAUUAAUAAAAAUGUCAUGUGAGAUAUUAUUAAAAUUCCUAAUGAACACCUCUUUUAUAAGAUAGAUCAUUUCAGAUCAAGGUGCUCCGUGUUACCCCCUCAUUCUGUCAGAAGCUUCAGUGACUCUUUUAGGUUAUUCUAAUUGUUUUGUGCCUUGGAAAUAAAGGCAGAAAGACUGGAAAAGCGACUGUAGUACAGAGACUGGUGUUUUAUAACCAGGAAAUGCUUGGGUACUAAUCAAUAAGAAUAAAAAUGAUGGUUUAAAAUUACUUUUGUGAAGAAAUAGUUCCAAGAUAAUUUCUCAAUUUAAAAUAAUAGCACUUCUCUUGCACUAAAGAAUGGCAUCUAUAGGAUUUUCUACUUGUCUGGCAUUUAGACGAACUUAUAGAAAUAUACUUCAAACUUAUAGAAAUAUACUUUGAGUAAUAGAUUCAUAGUGUUGCACUUAACUGAAAGUGUACAUUUAUAUCAAGAUGAAAAUGCAAUAUGAAAAUACAAUAUGAAUGCUUAUCACCUUGUUAAAAUUGGUGAGUUGGGUAACUUGUACUGAAAACAGGCAUAUACUAGUAUCUGACAAUAACAAGAUUAAAUAUGUCUAAGACUGUUUAAUAUGGUUAUUUACUUUAAAAUUUUAACUUUGGAGAUUCACAUUUUAAUCAUAUUUUAUAACAACGUAAAUAUGAUAGAUGGCUGAAAUGUAAGGAAAAGCAACACAAGAACACAGAAUUUGAACUGGAUUUUAGAGAAAAACUUGUUUGUAUAUCUUUUUUGGCUCCUUUUCGUAACAUUUACAUUUAGUCAUUUUUUAAAAAAACUAAACUUAUACUUUUGCCACCUUUUUAAUUUUUAUCUAGUUUGAGAAUAAAUAAAAGUUAAAAUUUUUUUUUGUUUCCUACCAGUGAUUACUGUAGUAUACAAUAAAACUGAGUUCAUUUAU